This is a messenger RNA of Plenodomus lingam JN3, 945 nucleotides long. RefSeq lists its product as uncharacterized. The record is from RefSeq and is a predicted model, not a curated record. Lineage: Eukaryota; Fungi; Ascomycota; Dothideomycetes; Pleosporales; Leptosphaeriaceae.
AUGCCUUCGGCACCUUUGAAAGUAGCCCAACAGGGUCUCAGCAAAGAGCUCUCUGAACCCACACCGGAACCAGACACAUUUGAGGGUAUGCCAGGUAUUCGAACCAUAGCAGGAGAUUUGGGGAGCCAGCGAGUGAAAGGCAAGGUUGUCAUCAUCACCGGCGCAAACUCCCCCAUAGGAAUCGGCCGUGCCUCUGCCCACCAAUUUGCCCGCAACGGCGCCCGCGCAAUCUACCUCUGCGACUUCAGCAACUCGCAUCUCGACCUCCACAAACGCCAACUCUCCACCCUCUACCCCUCGACCGAAAUCCACACCCGCCAAUUCGAUGCCGCAGACGAAGCCUCUGUCGCACAAGUCUGCUCAGAUGCGCUAUCCACAUAUGCUCGCCUAGACGUCUUCUUCGCCAACGCGGGCAUCACGUCUGCCAAAGUCUUUUGGGAAGAAGACACGGCAGGCUUCAUGUCCACCAUGCGCACAAACGCCCUCUCUGUCUUCCUCGCCGCAAAAUACGCUUCCCGCGCCAUGCUCAAAACCUCAGCCGACAAACCCUACCCCGCCGGCUCCAUCAUCGCCACCGCUUCCGUCGCCGGUUUGCGCUCCAACGCCGGUCCUUCAGACUACUCCGCCAGCAAAGCUGCUGUCAUCUCGCUCAUGCAGACUUGCGCCUACCAGCUCGUCGGCACAGGCAUCCGCUGCAACGCCGUUUGCCCGGGUCUCAUCGAGACGGGUAUGACGAAGAUCACGUACGAUGCGGCGAGGAGUCGCGGCUCCGAGAAGAAGAUUGGCCAGAUUAAUCCGCUGAGACGAGGCGGGCAGCCCGAUGAGAUUGCCCGUGCUGUCUUGUUUUUGGCCAGUGAUGAGGCGAGCUAUGUCAAUGCGCAGGCGUGGGCGGUGGAUGGUGGGCUGAGUGGUGGGUUGCCUUUUGUGCCGGGCAAGUUGGCGUAG